CGAAGCUCUGCCGCCUGCGCAACCAUCAGGGUGUCUCGAGGCAGAGGGUGCGUACGUAACGCUCGAUCUCUGAUGACGUCGUUCUUACAUAUGCAUUAGACCAAAACUUGCGGAGAGGCACCAGGUGACCAUGAGUUGGGGCGAAUCCCACUUGAGAAUGCAGCAUCCCGAUACUCCUUUUUAUAUCGAGUUCUCCGCAAGCUGUUCACUUCUGAAUUGCAAGGUCUCAUUUCCCUAGCAUCCCGAGUAUCAUACUGUAGCUUGACCAUUCUCCGAGAACAGUAACCACAAUGAUUUCUCCGGAGCAAGUCGCCGAGAUGCUCUACCCGCAGGCCGCAUCCACCUCGCACCCGGGGCCGAUCCCCACGGUUGCCCCAACCCCGACCUACUACCAGGUGGCGCAUGAGGCGGGCCACCGCACGCUGUGGGUCAUCUUCGCGGCCAUGACGCUCGCGUCGGCCCUCUUCGCCCUCCUCUCGUGGAACGUGCCCGUGUCGAAGCGGCUCUACCACACCACGACGACGCUCGCGCUGCUCGUGUCGGCGCUGGCCUACUUCGCCAUGGCGUCGGGCCAGGCCACCAGCCUCAGCUGCCACGUGGUGCGCGACAGCCACAAGCACGUGCCCGACACGUUCCACGAGGUGUGCCGCCAGGUCUACUGGGGCCGCUACGUGCAGUGGGCGCUCACCACGCCGCUGGUGCUGCUGAACCUAUGCCUGCUGGGCGGCCUCAGCGGCGCCUACACCCUGAUGGCGCUCGCGGCCAACCUCAUCAUGGUGCUGACUGGCCUGUUCGCCGCCUUCGCCGCCGAGCACACCGCGCAGAAGUGGGGCUGGUUCGCCAUCUCGGCCCUGAGCUACCUGUUUGUCGUGUGGCAUGUCGCGCUGAACGGCAUGCGCUCCGUGUCGAAUAAGACCGCGCGCGUGAAGAAGCUGUGGGCGUCGCUGGCGACGUACGUGCUUGUCUUGUGGGCUGCGUAUCCGAUUGUCUGGGGUAUCACCACCCUUGCGCGCAGGACGAACGUCGACACCGAGAUCAUCAUCUUCGCCAUUCUGGACGCCCUGGCCCUGCCCGUCUUUGGUCUCUGGCUGCUGAUCAGCCACCGGGCCAUCGCGGAGACCAACCUCGACCUUGGAGGUUACUGGUCUCAGGGCGUGCCUGCUGAGGGCAGAAUCCGCAUCGGCGAAGAUGAGUAAUUGGUCUGCGGUCAUUGCCAAGCAGUGCGAGCUAAUGACUCAAGCUGCGGCUGAGUCACUGGCGCUCCAAAUGCAAAGGACGAUAAGGACGGGAUGAAGUUGGACACAAUGCAACAUGGUGGAGGGGGAUGAGAGUGGGAAGGCAGCUCAUGCAGAUUCGGAGUUCACCAAGGCAUCUCAGUGCUGGGUCUCUCUUGGAUAUUUGUCGGAUGCAUUCUUGGCGUUCAACUUUAUCACUGUGCUUGAUGUGUAUGAGGGGUAGGCGGAUCGGAACGAGAACGAAAGCACACCCAAGGAAGUCGGACAAGGAUAUGCUCGCUAACGACAGGAUAAAUGCUAUAGCUACUUAGGUACCUUACUCUCUGACCAACUGGUCUUCCAAUUGAAGAAAAUCAAAAA
This is a messenger RNA of Chaetomium strumarium, 1595 nucleotides long. RefSeq lists its product as uncharacterized. The transcript is spliced from 3 exons. Bases 291 to 1196 code for a protein of 301 amino acids. The record is from RefSeq and is a predicted model, not a curated record. Gene Ontology annotation, cellular component: plasma membrane; endoplasmic reticulum. NCBI's taxonomy places the organism in Eukaryota, Fungi, Ascomycota, Sordariomycetes, Sordariales, Chaetomiaceae.